AGGAUCGAACACUCACCGAAUACAACAUCCCCAUCAUCGCCAACCACCGCCAGCGCUCCGUCAGUCAUGCCACAACCACAACAAGCACAACAUUCAAUACAUCUGCACUCUCCGGGUCUGUUGCCAGUACAGCAACAAGCGCCACCGCAUCCCCAUGCGGUGAAUGCUCCACCUCCAGCACUUAAUC
Molecule: messenger RNA, 187 nt
Organism: Paraglomus occultum
Lineage: Eukaryota; Fungi; Glomeromycota; Glomeromycetes; Paraglomerales; Paraglomeraceae
Source: the annotation of a GenBank genome assembly